Molecule: messenger RNA, 1108 nt
Organism: Jaculus jaculus (lesser Egyptian jerboa)
Lineage: Eukaryota; Metazoa; Chordata; Mammalia; Rodentia; Dipodidae
Gene: Cacng6
Product: calcium voltage-gated channel auxiliary subunit gamma 6
Exons: 4
Coding region: 1-780 (259 amino acids)
Biological process (GO): regulation of calcium ion transmembrane transport via high voltage-gated calcium channel; calcium ion transport
Cellular component (GO): L-type voltage-gated calcium channel complex; membrane
Molecular function (GO): calcium channel regulator activity
Source: RefSeq, a predicted model, not a curated record
AUGAUGUGGUCUAAUUUCUUCAUGCAAGAAGAAGACCGCCGGCGAGCCGCCGCGAGCCGCCGUCGUGCCCAAGGGCAGCAGAAUCUGGGCCUGACUCCUGAACUGGAAGGCAAAAUCAAGCUGGUAUUGCUGCUGUCCUCCGUGGGAGCCACGCUGGCCGUGCUGUCGGUGGGCACUGAGUUCUGGGUGGAACUCAAUACCUACAAAACCAAUAGCAGCGCUGUGUGUGAUGCUGCCCAUCUGGGGCUGUGGAAGGUGUGCACCAAGCGACUGUGGCAGGCGGAUGUGCCUGUGGGCAGGGAGACCUGCGGUCCAGCAGAGCUGCCUGGAGAAGCAAACUGCACCUACUUUAAAUUCUUCACCACUGGGGAGAACACACACAUCUUCCAGAGAACUACCAAGAAAGAGGUGAACCUGGCGGCUGCCGUGGUAGCUGUGCUCGGCCUGGUGGCCGCCGCCCUGGGCUUCCUCUGCAUCAUCAUGGUGCUCAGUAAAGACGCAGAGUUCCUGCUUCGAGUUGGAGCUGUCUGCUUUGGCCUCUCAGGUCUGCUGCUCCUGGCCAGCCUGGAGGUGUUCCGGCAUUCCGUGGUCGCCCUGCUCCAGUCUGGGGUCCCCGAGCCUCAGGCACCACGCCUGACCUAUGAGUAUUCCUGGUCCCUGGGCUGUGGUGUAGCAGCUGGCCUGAUCCUGCUGGUGGGGGGCGGCUGCUUCCUGCUGUUUACCCUGCCCUCCUGGCCUUGGGGGUCACUGUGCCCCAAGCGAGGAAGCCCGACCGCCUAGCACCACAGCGAGCCUUUUCCGGUGUCUUCCAAGCCCUGCCUCCGUCUCCAACUCUUCCCCCCGAGAUCUUGCACCCCUCUGCUAGAGACAGUGUCCUUUCCACUCUGGGGUGAGGGGGCCCACGGUGAUUCCUCAGUCUUGCCUCUUGUACCCUUAUCCUUUUCUCUCUGUGAACAUGUGUUUCUUAAUGGCUGAAUUUGGGUUGCUGGGUUGCAGUGAGAAGUGACUGUGUAAAUGGGGGCUCCCUAGGGAAGCUGAUCUGGACCUGAUGGAGAGACGGACAAGGGUGUGGACCCCGCGGGAGGGCUCCAGGACUGUGGGGAAUUGG